This is a messenger RNA of Strongylocentrotus purpuratus (purple sea urchin), 3095 nucleotides long. Its product is annotated as dipeptidyl peptidase 1-like. Gene Ontology annotation, molecular function: cysteine-type endopeptidase activity. Bases 125 to 1504 code for a protein of 459 amino acids. The record is from RefSeq and is a predicted model, not a curated record. The transcript has 6 exons. Lineage: Eukaryota; Metazoa; Echinodermata; Echinoidea; Camarodonta; Strongylocentrotidae. Gene Ontology annotation, cellular component: lysosome.
UGCAUGCUCGCUGUGUCGUGCUACAGCCUACAACUACAAGGCAGUGAUACGGCAAAGCAGCCUUUCUGAAAUUCCCGAUAGAAUAUAAAGAAAGUUUAAAAAAGGAAGAGGAUAGGACAUAAUCAUGAGGGUUUAUGCUGUGAUAUUCAUGUUGGCAGUAGUGCCUGCCUUUGUGGUCGGCGAUACGCCGGCAAAUUGCACGUACGAAGACGUCGCCGGGGAAUGGAUUUUCGAGGUCAGCGGUUAUGGCGGUGACAACAAAAUUGAUUGCACAAAGCCAGGUCCUGUGACAUACAAGUUGCAUGUGCAGUUGCUUUUCCCAGAUGUGGCAGUUGAUGUCCAGUAUGGUACCAAAGGAUUCUGGACUCUGAUUUACAACCAGGGUUUUGAGGUUGUGCUCAACAAUAGGAAGUACUUUGCUUUCUCAGAAUACACUCAACAAGGAAGCCAGGUUACCAUGAAUUGCUCUCAGACCCUCCCUGGUUGGUCACACAAUGUAAUUGGGUCUGACUGGGCUUGCUAUGUAGGCAGCAAGGUGGGUCCAUCAAAGGUACACACUGUCAGGAAAGAAAGGCGUCCAGAUUUCAGCCAGAUGAUGUACAGAAACGAUAAGAAGAUGGUAGAGAAGAUCAACAGAGCUCAGAAAUCCUGGAAUGCAACCAUCUAUCCCGAGCAUGAGAUGUAUACUGUGGAAGAUAUGCGGAGGAGAGCAGGUGCCAUGAAUGGCUUAGGAUCCUCCAGACCAGCACCGGCAAUUGUCACCAAUCAGGCAAAGAGGGCAGCAUCCUCAUUGCCACCCGGGUUUGACUGGCGGAAUGUGAAUGGCGGACAGAACUUUGUGUCUCCGGUCCGCAAUCAGGCCUCUUGUGGCAGCUGCUACGCGUUUGGCUCUCUGGCCAUGCUGGAAUCUAGAUUACGCAUUGCAACCAAUAACAGCAUUCAGCUAGUCUUCUCGACCCAAGAUGUGGUAUCAUGCAGCGAGUACUCACAAGGUUGUGAAGGGGGAUUCCCAUAUCUUGUUGCUGGCAAGUACGCCGAGGACUUUGGUGUCGUAGAGGAGUCCUGCUAUCCAUACGAGGGGACGGACAUCUCGUGCUCCAAAGAGAAAGCAGGAUGCAGAAGAUAUUACGCCACCAACUACAACUACGUCGGUGGAUUCUACGGGGGAUGCAAAGAGGAACUGAUGAGAGCACAACUUGUCAAGAAUGGCCCCUUGGCCGUCAGUUUCAUGGUUUAUGAUGACUUUAUGGCAUAUAGUGGUGGGAUAUACCACCAUACUGGUGUUAAGAAUGAAAACCUCAAAUUCAACCCAUUUGAGAUUACAAAUCAUGUUGUGCUUGUGGUUGGUUAUGGUGUUGAGGCGGGAUCAGGGGAGAAGUUUUGGAUUGUGAAGAACAGCUGGGGUGCAGAUUGGGGUGAAGAGGGGUAUUUCAGGAUUAGAAGGGGAACAGAUGAAUGUGCGAUUGAGAGUAUUGCAGUAGAGGCCUUUCCUAUCUAUCCAUAGAAAAUCUUAAAAAGUUACUGUAUGUGUAUUAGUAAAUGUAAUUAUGCCUUCAACCAUAUUAUGUUGAUGAAAUAAGAAAAAGAAAUCGCCGGAUUGAAAUAUCUAAAGAGGUUCUCACAUGUAUUCAAAGUGCAAUCUUGAUUAUGAGUAAUUUUUCAAUCCCUUACUUAGACUUUUAUCACAUGUACUUCAAAAUGUAGUAGAAAAAAUUAUUCUAAAUUGACCUCAAUUACAAAGGUUAUGAUCCAUUUAAACACUUCCUAUAAUAACCAAUGUUUCUGUUAUCAUAAACUUAAACGUGCCUUAGCAAUUCCGGGGGUCUAAAGUUAUGAAAUAUUGUUUGUCAUGCAAAUAUUGAACCAUGUUCCGGUCAUUUUGAUUUUCAGUGGUUUAUAUCCCACUGGUGCCACCAUGCCAGUGUUGAAUAAAACUCAAGGUGAUUUAGAUUUUUGCUUUUCUAUGAUGACUUUAUUUGAUUGCAUUUGUUGCAUUACUAGAUUAACACCUCCCAUUGUGUAUUGGUAUGUAUGUAUGUAUCGAUAUAUUGAAAUGAUGAUACAGGUUUGGGAUUGGGGAAUUAGCUGAGGCCGGGAUACCUGAAUAGAAGACUACAUAUGCAUGUACACUGUUGAUAAAUGUCUUCUCACUUUGUCCAUCCAUCUAGUUACUUUACAUAGUGGCAGCAUUCAUUUAAAAAUGUGAACAGAGGGCAACAAUGCAUAUAUAUCAAGUAUGAUAUCUUAGGUGAAUCAAAACAUCACCCCAUGGUGUAUGGUGUCUUUGAGGAUUCCUCCGUUAAAGCAGUGUUUAAUUUUUGUACAUACAACAGAAAGUUUUUAUCAUUAUGAUGACUUACUGUGCACAAGACUAUGCCAAGGAGACUGACUAAGUUGACAAGGCUUGACUCUUGAUUUGCAGUCUUACGGUAAUUGUUUACCAACUGGAUAUUACAUAAUUUAUGUGGUAAUUGUAUGCAUCAGGGAAGUCAUUUAUAUGUGGCAAGAAGACGCAACUUGAAUUUCAAUUUGAAAGAAUUUAGAGUGGUUGCAUUUUUAAUUGAGUGUUCAAUAUUGUUCCAUAAUUCACCACCUUUUUGUUGUAUAGAAUUUACCUUUCGUGAAUGUGGCAAGAAAAUUUGACUUUUGUUGGAUUUUUAUUGUUUAUUUGGCCGCAGUUACUUCCAGUGAAUAUGUUUUGAUGUUAUGCAUUAUAGUAACUGCCAAGCAUUUUAAAAUAGUAGAAACUAAGGUCACCACAUCAAACUUCAAGUAGAUUUCCUAAUAAGAUGCAGGAUGAUUGAUGUUUAAUAUGUGAAAUGCCCAGCAAAACUGAGCAUAUCUGGAAUAUAAAGAACAGUUUAUGAUUCAAAUAUAUUUCCAUACAUUUAAAAUGAAACACUUUCGGUAGAAAAUGCAGCUGUUAUUGGAAAAACUUGUCUUUCUGCUUAGCUCAAGUAGUCUUUUGUAAACAAAUGUAAGAUUUACGGAUAUUUGCUCAGUGCAUAGAGGCUUUUGUACCAUAGCCAUGCUUUUAAACAUGUCCUUUACUAAAAUAGAGCUACUUAAUAAAGAACGAUAUCAUGUACAGCCUA